Molecule: messenger RNA, 10269 nt
Organism: Podarcis lilfordi (Lilford's wall lizard)
Lineage: Eukaryota; Metazoa; Chordata; Lepidosauria; Squamata; Lacertidae
Source: the annotation of a GenBank genome assembly
CCCGGUCUCAUGUGUUCCUCCGAAGGUAUAUCAGGAAAAAACAUCUGCUGUCCCAAGAGAGGCUCGCAGCAGCGGCAGCAGCUGGGGACGGGGGAUAAACAGAACCGGGAAUUAUUUGCAAAGGACCGUACGCUGAUGGGCGCAGGGUUUGGGUGCCAGAGCCCUGCCACCCUUCCACCCCACAGCCGUGACCCCCUUCGGUUCAGACGUGGCACGCUUAGGGGCACAGCUUGCCUAACUGAAUUCUCCGCUGGAAGGUGGGUGCGAUAGGGUUUCCGGGCUCUGUGCCAAAGCCCGGCUCGCCUUACGUCUCUGCCAUUCCACCUGGAGGCCAGGGGCAUCAAUAAUUCAACCUGGGCGAUCGUCUCCCGUUGUCCGGGUGAGGGGGGAACGCAGGUGGGGGCCCCGAAUGUUGCGUAGGGCCAAGCGACCGAGCCGGGAAGGAUACGCAGAACGGCAAGGAGGGACGCCGAUGGAGAACGGUGUGUCCCGGGAAACCGGGGGCUCCCAGGCCUCGUCCUCUUCCUCCGAAGGGGGCCGGGGAACCCCGGGGCAGAGCGGGGGCACCCCAGCGCCCCGCCAGCCCCGUGUGAGACCCCGACUCAUCUUCCACACCCAGCUGGCCCACGGAAGCCCCACCGGAAAGAUCGAAGGGUUCACCAAUGUCAAGGAGUUGUACGCCAAAAUCGCAGAGGUCUUCGACAUCUCCCCCACAGAGGUGAGGCCUUUCUGGGUGGGGUGGAGAAGGACAAAUUCGGUUUGUAAGAAGAGACUCGCUCGGCCAACCGAACACCCUGUUCCAUCCCCUCCAACGUUUCUCCCGUGAAAAUAGGGGUAUCCUAUUCCAUCAUCUCCAACGUUUCUCUCGUGAAAAUAGGGACGUCCUAUUCCAUCCCCUCCAACGUUUCUCCCCUGAAAAGAGGGACGUCCUAUUCCAUCCCCUCCAACGUUUCUCCCCUGAAAAUAGGGACGUCCUAUUCCAUCCCCUCAACAUUUCUCCCUGAAAAGAGGGACGUCCUAUUCCAUCCCUCCAACAUUUCUCCCCUGAAAAUAGGGACGUCCUAUUCCAUCCCCUCCAACGUUUCUCCCCUGAAAAUAGGGACGUCCUAUUCCAUCCUCCAACGUUUCUCCCCUGAAAAUAGGGACGUCCUAUUCCACCCCUCCAACGUUUCUCUCCUGAAAGAGGGGCGUCCUAUUCCAUCCUCCAACGUUUCUCCCCUGAAAGAGGGCGUCCUAUUCCAUCCUCCAACGUUUCUCCAGUGAUAAGAGGAACGUCCUAUUCCAUCCCCUCCAACGUUUCUCCCCUGAAAAGAGGGACGUCCUAUUCCAUCCCCUCCAACGUUUCUCCCCUGAAAAUAGGGACGUCCUAUUCCAUCCCCUCCAACGUUUCUCCCCUGAAAAUAGGGACGUCCUAAGGAAAAGCGGGACAUUCCAGGAUCAAAUCAGAAACCGGGACAGCUUCCGUAAAUCCAGGACUGUCCUUGGAAAAUAGGGACAUUUGGAGGGUCUGCUGUUCUCACAUGGAUAUUCGGAAGUCUUGCUGGCUUCCCUCAAGAACGCGGCCUCUAUUUUCACCGCAAGCCUUUCCCACUCCCUGCAUUCAUCCCAUCCUCUUUUAAAGCCAUCCAAUUUGGUGGCCGUCCCUUGUCCCCUUUGGCAAGGAGUUCCCUAGAUGAACUAUGUGCUCCUUUCUUUUACCGGCCUGGAAUCUUCUGACAUUCGCCGGACAGCCCCAAAGUUCUAGAGGCAGAAAUUGCACACUGCCUGAAACCAAUCUACACGAACCAAAAUGCCGCUCUCUUUGGAGCUUCUCCAAAUUUUGCACCCGGGUUUGAUGAGGCCCUAAGCCCUAAGGGACGCAGGUGGCGCUGUGGGUUAAACCACAGAGCCUAGGACUUGCCAAUCAGAAGGUCAGCGGUUCGAAUCCCCGCAACGGGAUGAGCUCCCGUUGCUCGGUCCCUGCUCCUGCCCACCUAGCAGUUCGAAAGCACGUCAAAGUGCAAGUAGAUAAAUAGGUACCGCUCCGGCGGGAAGGUACACGGCGUUUCCGUGCUGCUCUGGUUCACCAGAAGCGGUUUAGUGAUGCUGGCCACAUGACCCGGAAGCUGUAUGCCGGCUCCCUCGGCUAGUAAAGCGAGAUGAGCGCCGCAACCCCAGAGUCGGCCACGACUGGACCUAACGGUCAGGGGUCCCUUUACCUUUACAUUUAUCCUGAAACCUUUUUGCUUCUCUCUCUCUCCCCCUCCGCAACCCCCUUUUGUCUCCCUCGCCUGUUUUUCAACAUUCCCACCCCAACCCCUUGCUGGCCAACCCCACCGGGGAGAAAACCUUAAGCGUGGAUCCGUUCUCUCCCCCAGAUCCUUUUCUGCACCCUGAACACUCACAAGGUGGACAUGCAAAAGCUUCUCGGAGGCCAGAUCGGGCUGGAGGACUUCAUCUUUGCCCACAUCCGCGGCGAGACGAAGGAGGUGGAGGUGACGAAGACGGAGGAUGCUCUGGGUCUCACCAUCACAGAUAACGGGGCCGGAUGUGCCUUCAUCAAGGUCAGGAUGAGGCCAGAGAACGUCAUGUCGGGAGAUCUGAGUCGCUGAAAAUGCAACUUUUCCUCCUGGCAAAGUUGAAUGACUGUACACAUCAUUUUCAUUAUUAUUAUUAUUAUAAAAUCCAUUUUAUUUAUUUAUACUUUAUGUACAGUGGUACCUCGGGUUAAAUACUUAAUUCGUUCUGGAGGUCCGUUCUUAACCUGAAACUGUUCUUAACCUGAAGCACCACUUUAGCUAAUGGGGCCUCCUGCUGCUGCCGCGCCGCCGGAGCACGAUUUCUGUUCUCAUCCUGAAGCAAAGUUUGAUACGAUAUGAUAUCUUUAUUGUCAUUGUCCUAUGCAGAACAAUGAAAUUGAAAAACUACAUAAAAACUACAUAAAACUAUCACAAAACUACAUAAAACUACUACAAAACUACAUAAAACUACUACAAAACUACAUAAAACAUUCAAAAACCCCUAGAUUCUUAACCUAAAGCACUAUUUCUGGGUUAGUGGAGUCUGUAACCUGAAGCGUAUGUAAUCUGAAGCGUAUGUAACCCGAGGUACUACUGUAUUAUUAUUAAAUCCAUUUUAUUUAUUUAUACUUUAUGUAUUUAUUUAUACUUUUCAAGUUUAUUCAUUUCACUCGUUUAUGCAUUUCACAGUGGUACCUUGGUUUUCAAACUUUAUCCGUUCCGGACGUCCAUUCCAAAACCAAAGCGUUCCAAAACCGAGGAGCGUUUUCCUAUAGAAAGGAAUGAAAAACGAAUUAAUCCAUUCCAGACUUUUAAAAACAGCAAUUGAACAUGGAUUUUACUAUCUAACGAGGCCACUGAUCCAUAAAAUGAAAGCUAUAAACAAUGUACUGCAGUUGCACAAUCAGUCCAUCAGUAGCUGGACUGGGUUCCACACAGUCACAAAAACAAAAGAAAAAGAGCCAGAAAAACAAAAAUGCAAAAUAAAUAACAAAAACAGAAGCGUAACACUCAAAUUGGAAGCGUAACACUCAAAACAGAGCAUGUUCGGCUUCCGAAAAAAGUUUGCAAACCAGAACACUUACUUCCGGGUUUGCAGUGUUUAGGUUCCAAGUUAUUUGAGUACCAAGGCGUUUGAGAACCAAGGGACCGCUGUACACAUCAUUUUCAGGUAAUUUGUGUUUUUGAAGUCCGACAGGCCGCGUCUCUUAAAGGGGACGGUACGCCAGAAAUUUAGCUGAUGGUGCAUGCGCUCCCUUAACCUUGUUGUUGUUUAGUUGUGUCCGCCUCUUCGUGCCCCCCUGGACCAGAGCACGCCAGGCCCUCCUGUCUUCCACUGCCUCCCGCAGUUUGGUCCAACUCAUGCUGGUAGCUUCGAGAACACUGUCCCACCAUCUCGUCCUCCGUCAUCCCCUUCUCCUUGUGCCCUCCAUCUUUCCCAACAUCAGGGUCUUUUCCAGGGAGUCUUCUCUUCUCCUGAGGUGGCCAAAGUCUUGGAGCCUCAGCUUCAGGAUCUGUCCUUCCAGUGAGCACUCAGGGCUGAUUUCCUUCAGAAUGGAGAGGUUUGAUCUUCUUGCAGUCCAUGGGACUCUCAAGAGUCUCCUCCAGCACCAGAAUUCAAAAGCAUCCAUUCUUCAGCGAUCAGCCUUCUGGAUGGUCCAGCUCUCACUUCCAUACAUCACUACUGGGAAAACCAGAGCUUGAACUAUACGGACUUUUGUUGGCAAGGUGAUGUCUCUGCUUUUGAAGAUGCUGUCUAGGUUUGUCACUGCUUUUCUCUCUUAACCUACAGCGCAUCAAAGAAGGCAGCAUUAUCAACCGCAUCCCGGUCGUGUGCGUCGGAGACAGCAUCGAGGCCAUCAACGACCAAACCAUCGUCGGGUGCCGCCACUACGAAGUUGCCAAGAUGUUGCGUGAGAUGCCGAAAGCUCAGCCCUUCACCUUGCGCCUCGUGGAGCCGAAAAGGGCCUUUGGUGAGUUGGGAGGGAGAGGAAGACCCCCUCAAAGGGGCUGGGUAGAGGCAGAAGCCGGGGGGUGGAUUUUACACAGGGGUAGAGAGGGACGUGGGUGGCGCUGUGGGUUAAACCACAGAGCCUAGGGCUUGCUGAUCGGAAGGUUGGCAGUUCGAAUCCCCGCGACGGGGUGAGCUCCCGUUACUCGGUCCCUGCUCCUGCCAACCUAGCAGUUCAAAAGCAUGUCAAAGUGCAAGUAGAUAAAUAGGUACCACUCCGGUGGGAAGGUAAACGGCGUUUCCGUGCACUGCUCUGGUUCGCCAGAAGCGGCUUAGUCCUGCUGGCCACAUGACCCGGAAGCUGUACGCCGGCUCCCUCGGCCAGUAAAGCGAGAUGAACGCCGCAACUCCAGAGUCGGCCAUGACUGGACCUAAUGGUCAGGGGUCCCUUUACCUUUACCUAGACGUCAGCCUCUAAUGCACUUGGGAAUGGCUGUAGUAAUCUCCUUCCUCCUGAAUGGGACAACUGUGCUCCUGAAGGACCAGGUGCGCAGCUUGGGGGGUCAUUUUGGACUGCCAGCUGUCCAUGGAGGUGCAGGUCAAUUCUGCAUCCAGGGCAGCCAUCUCCCAUUUCCAUCUGGUAUGCAGGAUGAGACCCUCCCAGCCCGCAGACUGUCUGGCCAGAGUGGUGCAUGCUCUGGUUAUCUCCCUCUUGGACUCCUGCAAUGCCCCCUUCUCUUUGCUUAGUUAUCUAUCUACAUUCUGCAUGGACUGGUUGCAAGGCAACCUGUGCAAAUGGUUUUAGAUCCCUAUCAGGUCCGUAAAUGACCAAAUAGCAUAGAUUCAACACAAAAAAACAGCGACAAUUUGUUGUUUACAAAGGACAGCUAGACAUAUAAAGGGCCCCAUUACCUUCAGGAGCUGAGGGCCUCAUCAAACCUAAAUACGGCCCCGGAACCUUAAAUUCAGUUCUCCACAUUUUAAUUUGCAAGUAAAAAUCGAACGCUCGUGAAAAUCCACCAGAAUUUUAGCACGAAUUUAUAUGAGCGUAUUUGAACGAAGAUUCGUCUAAGCCAUUGCUGCAAAAGAGCCAGGUUAGGGUAUCAGCCCAGGGUUCAAAUUCCUACUCAGCUGUGGAGCUCACCCAAAUUUGGUGUGUGUGUGUGUGUGUGUGUGUGUGUGUGUGUGUGUGUAUUUCACAAGAUUUAAUAAAUGGUAAAAAUGAGCCAGUGCCUAUCGAAGGAAGAAACAGACCUCCUUUAAAAGAAAAUACUCUACCAAACAAAGAAAGAAAGAAAGAAAGAAAGAAAGAAAGAAAGAAGCUCUAUAAAUAUACAGAGUUGCUAGUUUCUGAUAGGGGAAAAAAAAUACACAUUUAAGCAAUUGUGCGAUGAGAAACUGCUCAAGCACAACAUUGCAGACCAAAAAACUUUAGAGUGAAAAUGUUAGUCUUAUGUACUGCUUGGUUGUAACAAAACAACUGACGGAGAGUUCAUCACCUUUCCGGGGAGUCCAUUCCGCUGUUAAACAGCUGUUCCUGAUGUUUAGUCUCUUUUUCCUUGUCACUUGAAGCCACGGGUUCGAGUCCUACCCUCCAGAGCAGCUUGCUCCAUCUUCCAUGGGACAGCCCUUGAGAUAAUGGAAGAUGACUCCCCUCUCUCCUCUGUUCCAGGCUAAACAUCCCCAGCUCCUUCAACCGUUCCUCAUCAGGCUUGGUUUCCAGACCUUUGAUCAUCUUGGUCUCCCUCCUCUGCUCACCUUCCAGCUUGUCCACAUCCUUCUUAAAUUGUGGCACCCAGAACUGGACACAGUAUCCCUGGUGUGGUCUGACCAAGGCAGAAUAGAGAAGGACUACAACUUCCCUUGAUCGUCUUGGUUUCCCGAAAAAACUUGUCAAUAUCCUUCUUAAAUUGUGGCACCCAAAACCGGGCAUGGGACCCCAGGUUGUGGUCUGACGAAGGCAGAAUAGAGCGGGACUAUCGCUACCCUUGAUCUGAGCGCUAGACUUCUGGGGACACAGCCUAGGAUCGGAUUUGCUUUUUUGCCGCUGCGUCACAUGGUGGGCUGACGGCUCCUCCUUUUUCUGCUUCCUAGACAUGAUCAGCCAGAGGACACGAAGCAACAAAGUGCCCAGCGAGGGGAAAGUGGCCAGCGGGAAGGAGACACUGCGGCUACGAUCCAAGGGCAACGCCACGUUGGAGGAGGCGGUGAGUCGGUCCCGGUCCCGGUUUGGGGCCGUGGUUCGUCCCGGCUUCGGAGGUGUCGAAACAGUUCCUUGCCAAGGGUGCAAGAGAGCUUAGGCACGCCUCAUCUUCUGUCCCACCCUGUUCCCAAUGAUUUUUCUCCCGUAAAAUCACAGAAUUGUAUAUUGGGAAUGGGUCCCAAGAGUCAUCUAGUCCAAGAAUCCCCAAACUCGGCCAUCCAGACAUUUCUCCCCUGAAAAUAGGGACGUCCUAUUCCAUCCCCUCCAACGUUUCUCCCAUGAAAAUAGGGACGUCCUAUUCCAUCCCCUCCAACGUUUCUCCCCUGAAAAUAGGGACGUCCUAUUCCAUCCCCUCCAACGUUUCUCCCAUGAAAAUAGGGACGUCCUAUUCCAUCCCAUCCAACGUUUCUCCCGUGAAAAUAGGGACGUCCUAUUCCAUCCCCUCCAACGUUUCUCCCCUGAAAAUAGGGACGUCCUAUUCCAUCCCCUCCAACGUUUCUCCUCUGAAAAUAGGGACGUCCUAUUCCAUCCCCUCCAACGUUUCUCCCCUGAAAAUAGGGACGUCCUAUUCCAUCCCCUCCAACGUUUCUCCCCUGAAAAUAGGGACAUCCUAUUCCAUCCCCUCCAACAUUUCUCCAGUGAAAAUAGCAAAAGCAGGAUAUUCCAGAAUCAAAACAGAAACCAGGAUGGCUUCUGAAAAUCCCUGGAAAACAGGGACACUUGUAGGGUCUGCAAAAGGUCCACCCCAUACGACACAGCGCCCCCUUCGUAUUUCCCAACCCUUGUUUGAUACCCAACAUCUUCUGGGACUUUGCCCACCCAUCCCAAGCCACGGCCUGGGGGGCCACAAACCUGACCUCCCCCCGUUCUCCCGUUUGCAGCCCAGCGAGCGCGAGGAGGAAGCCGCCGGGAAAGUUGACGACCUCCUGGAGAGUUACAUGGGGAUCCGAGACGUGGAACUGGGUAAGUGGAGAGGGGCAGGUCUAAUGCCCUCUGAGACCCCCAGAGAGUUGGUCAGCCCAGGGGUGGGGAGCCGCGAUCCUGAGCUGGGUGGAACAAUGGACCUGGGAGAGAGCUGGCUUCAGAUUCUGCCGUGCAUCAGAAGGUCGGCGGUUCGAAUCCCCGCAAUGACGGGGUGAGCUCCCGUUGCUCAGUCCCUGCUCCUGCCAACCUAGCAAUUCGAAAGCACACCAGUGCAAGUAGAUAAAUAGGUACCGCUCCGGAGGGAAGGUAAACGGCGUUUCCGUGCGCUGCUCUGGUUCGCCAGAAGCGGCUUAGUCAUGCUGGCCACAUGACCCGGAAGCUGUACGCCGGCUCCCUCGGCCAGUAAAGCGAGAUGAGCGCCGCAAUCCCAGAGUCAGCCACGACUGGACCUAACGGUCAGGGGUCCCUUUACCUUUACCAUUGCAGACACGUGGUUUAUAUAGUGAAUGUAUGUGUUUGCCUUGUACAUUUAUGAACAUUUAUUUUAUUAAUAUAUAUACUUGCUCUAUAAGACUCACUUUUCCCCUCCUAAAAAGUAAGGGGAAAUGUGUGUGCGUCUUAUGGAGCGAAUGCAGGCUGCGCAGCUAUCCCAGAAGCCAGAACAGCAAGAGGGAUUGCUGCUUUCGCUGCGCAGCGAUCCCUCUUGCUGUUCUGGCUUCUGAGAUUCAGGAUAUUUUUUUUCUUGUUUUCCUCCUCCAAAAACUAGGUGCGUCUUGUGGUCUGGCGAAAAAUACGGUAUAUAUAAGACUUUAGAAUUCCUAUAACAAAAGAAUCGUAGAGUCGGAAGGGGGGACACCUCAGGGUCAUCUAGUCUGACCCGCUGCAACGCAGGACUCUUAAUACCCUGAAUGGUAAAUUUGGCGAUGGGAAACUUCUCUGGUGCCCCCCUUUUGUGUCCUUCAGCCUCGAGCAUGGUGGAAAUGGCCAAGGGACGGCAGGGCUCUGAAGAUUUCGCCCGCGGCCUGGAUCUCCUUCUGGGCGAGUUCGCCUUCCCUGAGGAGUUUGUCGCCGAAGUCUGGAGAACCAUCUGCGAGGCCAAGGGGAGCCCCAAGUAGAGGCGAAGAUCUUCUGCCUCUCCAUCCUUAUCUCUCUUCCACUAGGCUUCCUGCGCCUCUUAUCCCGGCUGGUUUUUCAAGGUCUUCAAGGUUUCCAUCCAGACACACAAAAACUGACACCCACACUCGUUUUUCUCUUUCUUUUUUUAAGAAAGGAAAGAAAAGCGGAAUUAAUCUGCAGCUCCUGUUUGUUCGUUUUUUAAAGAAGCACCCAUCUCAUACCCUCCGAUGAAAAUAGGGACGUCCUAUUCCAUCAUAAUACAGUGGUACCUCGGGUUUAGUACUUGAUUCGUUCCGGAGGUCCGUUCUUAACCUGAAACUGUUCUUAACCUGAAGCACCACUUUAGCUAAUGGGGCCUCCUGCUGCCGCCACGCCGCAAGAGCCCGAUUUCUGUUCUCAUCCUGAAGCAAAGUUCUUAACCUGAGGUAAAACUUCUGGGUUAGCGGAGUCUGUAACCUGAAGCAUCUGUAACCUGAAGCGUAUGUAACCCGAGGUACCACUGUAAUAGUAAUAGUUUUAUUAUCUAUACCAAGGCUGAGUUGCCCCAGCUACUCAGGGCAACUUCCAGCAUAUAUAAAAACAUAAUAAAACGUGAAACUUUUUAAACUUCCCUGUACAGGGCUGCCUUCAGAUGUCUUCUAAAGGUUGUCAAGUUACUUAUCUCCUUGGCUUAGGGGUCGCAUAACUCCAUCCCCUCCAACGUUUCUCCCCUGAAAAGAGGGAUGUCCUUUUCCAUCCCCUCCAACGUUUCUCCCCUGAAAAUAGGGACGUCCUAUUCCAUCAUCUCCAACGUUUCUCCCCUGAAAAUAGGGACGUCCUUUUCCAUCCCCUCCAACGUUUCUCCCCUGAAAAUAGGGACGUCCUUUUCCAUCCCCUCCAACGUUUCUCCUCUGAAAAUAGGGACGUCCUAUUCCAUCCCCUCCAACGUUUCUCCCCUGAAAAUAGGGACGUCCUAUUCCAUCCCCUCCAACGUUUCUCCUCUGAAAAUAGGGACGUCCUAUUCCAUCCCCUCCAACGUUUCUCCCGUGAAAAUAGGGACGUCCUAUUCCAUCCCCUCCAACGUUUCUCCCCUGAAAAUAGGGACGUCCUAUUCCAUCCCCUCCAACGUUUCUCCCGUGAAAAGAGGGACGUCCUAUUCCAUCCCCUCCAACGUUUCUCCCGUGAAAAGAGGGACGUCCUAUUCCAUCCCCUCCAACGUUUCUCCCCGAGAAUGUGAUCAAUGCAUUUUCUCCCCCCAAUGCCGGCAACACAAACAUUUCUGCAAAGGAGAUGUGUGUGUGUCCCAAAAUGGACCUCCACGGACCACUUUAUUUUUUGAGGCUCCCCACCCCCCGUGCUCAGGUCUACAUGAACCCGAACCUCAGCCCGAUCGCUCACAUGCCCUGUUUUUUUUGCAGCAAAGCUUCACGUUAAUGAAAAACCAGCAUCAUAAUAAAAAAAUAAAAGGUAAUGUCAACACUAAUUUUCUCAGAAGGAAGCCCCUCAACCUUCCGGAAGUCAACUCUCCCGCCUUUGACUGCGAUGUACAUAAAGUUUUGUUGGUUUGUUUUUGAAAUAAUUAAAAAGUUAUUUAAAAA